GCCGCUGUGAGCAGGCCAGGCACCCCCUGGCUGACGGGGCUUCCCCUAAAGCCGGCGAAGGCGGGGCCACAGUCGGAGCCGCCGCAGUAUCUGGACCUACGGCGGAGCAAGUGCCGGCAGCGAGGGACGUAGCUGCAUCCAGAUCUCAUUAUGCAUCAGAAAAAUGAAAAAACAGAGGAAAAUUCUAUGGAGGAAAGGAAUCCACUUAGCCUUUUCUGAGAGAUGGAAUACUGGGUUUGGAAGCUUUAAGAAAUUCUGCUUUCACCAACACUUGUGCAUUCUGAAAGCCAAGUUGGGAAGGCCAGUUACUUGGAGCAGACAUUUAAGGCAUUUCCAGUGUAGAAAGAAGGCCCUUCAAAUCCAGAAAAAGUGGAUCCAGCAUGAACCGCUUUUUGCCAGGACAAAGUCCAACGUGGCUGCUCAGAAUCUUAGGACUUUGUCCUCUAAAGUGAAAAGAAAGGGCACUAAACACUUGAGUUCCUCCUCAAGGACCGUCCUGAAGCUCCAGGCAGAGAAGUUGCUGUCAUCAGCAAAGAACUCUGACCAUGAAUACUGUGGAGAAAAAAGUUUCUUGAAGGCAGUGCCUGACUUACCAGCGAAUAGUGUUUUAGGUCAGGCUAAUGGUCACAGAUCUAGGACAGAGCCACAAGCUUCUGGUUUUCCUAUGAAGUUCAGUGGGGAGACCCCAAGUCCAGGAGAGAGUGGCACAAUUGUGGUCACCUUGAGCAACCAUAAGAGAAAGGGCUUUUGUUAUGGCUGCUGUCAAAGGCCGGAGCACCGCAGGAAUGGAGGACGCCUGAUUCCAAAAAAGUUCCAUCUUAACCAACACAGAAGAAUAAAAGUAUCUCCUCAUAUGAUGUAUGAGAAAUUAUCCAUGAUUAGAUUUCGGUACAGGAUUCUCAGAUCCCAGCACUUCAGAGCAAAAAACAAAGUUUGCAAGCUAAAAAAAGCCCAGCGAAGCUGGGUGCAGGUCACUGGGGACCAUCAAGAGACCCUUAGGGAGAACGGUGAGGGUGGCACUUGCAGCCCAUUUCCUUCCUCAGAACCUAAAGACCCUUCUUGUCGGCAUCAACCAUACCUUCCAGAUAUGGACAGCGGUGCUGUGGUGAGGGGAAAGAACUCUCAUGUGCCUGACGGCCACACUGAGGGAAGCCCUCUAUUGGGCAAGGAGCUUAGUUUAGAUGAAGCAUUCCCUGACCAACAGAAUGGCAGUGUCACAUACACCUGGGACCAGUCACCCUGUUCCUCUCCUAAGUGGGAGUGUACAGAGCUGAUUCAUGACAUCCCCUUACCAGAACAUCAUUCUAGUAAUGCGUUUAUCUCGGAAGCUGAGAGAGAAGCUCUGAGUCAGGAAAAUCAGACAAGUACUGUCAAUGAUGACAGAGUAAAACUGUCAAUGUCUGGGGCAGAUCCGCCUGUGAGUAGUGUAGAUGGGCCCGUGUCUGAAGAGACUGUUCACAAUGAGAGCUCAUGCCAGAUGGAUGAGGAUGGAUCUUUGAAGCAGAACAUUCUUAGUUCUAAGUUGCUGGACCACCCUUAUUGUAAAAGUCCACUGGAGGCCCCUCUGACAUGCAGUGGACUCAAACUAGAAAACCAAGUGGGAGGUGGGAAGAACAGUCAAAAAGCCUCUCCAGUGGACGAUGAACAGCUGUCAAUCUGCCUUUCUGGAUUCCUAGAUGAGGUUAUGAAGAAGUAUGGCAGUUUGGUCCCACUCAGUGAAAAAGAUGUCCUUGGAAGAUUGAAAGAUGUCUUUAAUGAAGACUUUUCUAAUAGAAAACCUUUUAUCAAUAGGGAAAUAACAAACUAUCGGGCCAGACAUCAAAAAUGCAACUUCCGCGUCUUCUACAAUAAGCACAUGCUGGAUAUGGACGAUCUGGCAACCCUCGAUGGUCAGAAUUGGCUGAACGACCAGGUCAUUAAUAUGUAUGGUGAGCUGAUAAUGGAUGCAGUCCCAGACAAAGUUCACUUCUUCAACAGCUUUUUUCAUAGACAGCUGGUAACCAAAGGAUAUAAUGGAGUAAAAAGAUGGACUAAAAAGGUGGAUUUGUUUAAAAAGAGUCUUCUGUUGAUUCCUAUUCACCUGGAAGUCCACUGGUCUCUCAUUACUGUGACACUCUCUAAUCGAAUUAUUUCGUUUUAUGAUUCCCAAGGCAUUCAUUUUAAGUUUUGUGUAGAGAAUAUAAGAAAGUAUUUGCUGACUGAAGCCAGAGAAAAAAAUAGACCUGAAUUUCUUCAGGGUUGGCAGACUGCUGUUACAAAGUGUAUUCCACAACAGAAAAACGACAGUGACUGUGGAGUAUUUGUGCUCCAGUACUGCAAGUGCCUCGCCUUAGAGCAGCCUUUCCAGUUUUCCCAAGAAGACAUGCCCCGAGUGCGGAAGAGGAUUUACAAGGAGCUGUGUGAGUGCCGGCUCAUGGACUGAAACUCAGCAGGAACUCUGGGAAGUCUGACCAAAUUGGAGCAGAUGGUUUGUUACUUGAAUCUCCAAACACUUAUUUGAAUUUUUACAGAUAUUUCAGAUCAGUGGUGUUGGACCACUGUUGUUACCUCAAAUUUAUUUUUUGCCCUUAUUCAUUUCUCUAGUUACCAUGUACUAUUUUUUAAUGUUCAGUUUGGUUUCAUUUUUAAUUUUAUGGAUUUUGUGUGCCCCCCCCAUAUUUAAUAUUUAUUAUCCAAAUGCAUGCAUAUAGACAGAGCAUGCAGUGCAGAGUAUUAAAAAAAAAAAAAAAAGCCUAGUAGAUUCGGUGCAGCUUUUGAGAAAUAGUUAGGUGAACUGAAUACAGGUUUAAAUUUUGAUUCCAAAACCUAAAAAUGCAGGAUGUUUUUGAUACAGCAUAACUGUAAGAAUAGCAGAUGUUCCCUGGGCAUAAAGGAUAACUAGGAGGGGUUUUGACAAAGCCAGUCCUGUUUAAUUUUUACCAGCAGCACCUUUCACUGACUUCCCUCUUCAAGUGAGUCGCAUUCCUUUUCAAGGGUGAAAAGGAAGUGGCCACAAACUGACUGGUAUGUUCUAUUUAUGGAGGCACAGUUGUAAGCACAGUGCCUGCUUUGGGAUGAGUUGAAUAAGGUAUGAAAAAAAGACCGUGACCUUGGAGGUCUAGUUAUCUUCACACAUAAGAGAUUUCAGUCUUGGUUUUAAGAAUUAUUACAGUAAGUGCUUUAAUCUUAUAAAAGCUUUUGCUGGACCACUGAAUUUCCUGGAUUUUUCUGAUUUGGACCCAUUAAAAAAUUAAUAUUUGUCAAACUAGUGGUCAAACAAAUGAAAAUCCAGCCUUUCUAAGAGUAAUUUAUAGGCUGUCACUUCCCUUAUUCAAAACCGAAGACUGACUUCAGGUCUUUUGCAAGAGGGUCGGGAGGAGAGAACAGGAAAGGUAAUAAGAAGACUUGAUAUUGUGGGAGUAGAGCAAAUGUUAGUUUUUUCCCCUCUUAUUAUGUGAUCUCAGCCACACACAGGGCUUCUUACCUGGCCUCUACUUGACCAACCCUGAGAUUCCAGCCUUUUUUUGCUUUCAUGAACUCCACCCUCUGGGGAAAGGCAAAAGUGGCCUUGUCCUUACCCUUAGCUGCGUUAGGAUUAAAGAAAGGGCUCUUGCAUCUUUAAUUUAGCCUUUUGUGAUAUUAGAAAUGAGAGGAAAUUAGGAAAGAUGCAUGUAAAACUAUCCAAUUCUCUCUCUGAACCGGGGUAGGAAAAACAACAAAUGCCUAUGUAAGAAACUCAGAGGCGUGGCAGAAAAGGAGUAAAGGGCAGAAGAUACUUGUUUUUAUGCCUAGUUAGGUUUGGAAUGUUGAAAAUAAAAAGCUAAACUGUGCAGUUGAACUUGGCCAUAAAGUAAGGCUGACUCCCAGCAGUUGAGGGUGGGGUCAGAACAUGUUUACAUGCAGGGUUCCCGUCCCCAGACAUUCCAAGCACCAACACCAGUGUUUACAUUGUAAAAUAGCCCUAGCACUUUCCUAGUCCCAGACGCAAAUCCCUUAGUAUAAAACCAGGUCAGUAUUUCUCAUUGUGCUUCAGGUCAUCAAAAAGAUUGAGAUUUAGAGGCACUCUGUGCUGCUACGGGGAGGGGUUCUGUCAGCAUUGGGAAAGGUGACAAAAUGGGUUGGGUGUCUUCUUGAGAUUUCAGGCAUAAUUAUGCAAACAGAUUUUUCAAAUCUGUAUGUGAGACAUUUGCUUAACUUUUUGGGGGGUGGGGGGGGGUAACUAGUAACUAGGCUAUUGAUUAAAAAUGUCUUAUACUUUAGAGCUGCAUAUCUCACUUCCUGACAGAACCAGGCAUACAGAAGAGACAGAACUGUGUUCCGGCAAAAAUCUUAAUGCUCCACAGCCUGAGUUGCUACUUCAUCCAGUUAGAGAAACGGUCAUGCUGUCAGUAGUGAGAUAGAGAGCGCCUAAAGAGAGCUGUCCCAAGUCCAGGGUCUCUUUCAUGUCCGGCUUAAUAGGGUACUUUGAGCCAUUGUUCAGCAUGCUUUAGCCUAAAUGUCAAAUACUUUGCUUAAAAUGUUUCUCUCUUCAUGAAACUUGGUUUCUGAGCACAUAGUUGUUUCCCCUUCCUCCUCUUGUGAGGUGUGUAAACCUCUAUUUAGCCCAGGUUCUACAUUAGAAUGGCCUUUGUCCUGAUGUUUGCAAUACUGGCUUCCUUGCAACAGACAUUUUUGAAAUAUAGUCUGGGCUGUUGGUAGAAGAGACAUUGUUUUACUGUCACUAGCUUGGCACUGAAUUGUUAGGGUGCCCACAAGGUAGGCAGACCUUAUGCUUUAGGGGUUGAGGGCAGGCCUUGUACAAACUAAAAGCUGCUUAUGAUGUGCCUUCAACAAGCUGCUCAGUCCUCUCCAUCAGCAAACUUAGCAGUCUGUAGUUGCUUUUUUCCUUUUGUUAAGUCUAUAGUAAUGAAUGUAGAUUUAGUUCAAAUUUUAGUUAUGUUCUCUCAAGAGUUAGAGAACCAGCAUUCUCUUAAGGGAAAAGCAGCAGUUGCUGCCAGUAAUCCCCAGGUCAUUUUUUUGGUUUUGCAUUUUAUUUGCUACUUAUCAUUCAAUAUGAUUAACACUGGUCAUCUUGAAUUCAUAGUCGGAACAAAAUAACAGAUCUAACUGGGACACAGCCAGCACAGCACUAGCCCAAGUUGAGCUGCCCCUUUUCUCUGCAGUUGUGGUUUACUACUUCCCUGGGUUAGAAUAACUGGGACCCUUCAGGCAACCACCAGUGUGGUAACAAUGUGAAUUAGAUAUACUACCUGCUCUGCUUAAUUAUGUUAUGAAACUGAACUAAUCAGCAGUUAUAAAGCACAUACUCUUUGUUAUGUGCUAGCUCUGCCUCCUGGCCUGUAGAUAAUUAAGACUUAGGGAAUACCAUCAAAAGUGCUCACUGUAUUGGGUGUUAACAAAAGCAGAUCUAGACAAGCUGUCCACUUAAAUGGUACCUUUUGGUCAGAAAAAAAAAUUUAUUUAAAGAUUGUGAUCAUGUAAAAUUACUCAAACCUUCUAGCAAAAAUAUUUUUUUGAAAAAUAAAAUAAAUGCCUUUAUAAA
Molecule: messenger RNA, 5521 nt
Organism: Phacochoerus africanus (Common warthog)
Lineage: Eukaryota; Metazoa; Chordata; Mammalia; Artiodactyla; Suidae
Gene: SENP5
Product: SUMO specific peptidase 5
Exons: 10
Coding region: 164-2422 (752 amino acids)
Biological process (GO): protein desumoylation
Cellular component (GO): nucleus
Molecular function (GO): deSUMOylase activity
Source: RefSeq, a predicted model, not a curated record